Molecule: messenger RNA, 2582 nt
Organism: Phycodurus eques (leafy seadragon)
Lineage: Eukaryota; Metazoa; Chordata; Actinopteri; Syngnathiformes; Syngnathidae
Product: integrin beta-3-like
Exons: 15
Coding region: 34-2406 (790 amino acids)
Biological process (GO): cell-matrix adhesion; cell adhesion mediated by integrin; integrin-mediated signaling pathway
Cellular component (GO): focal adhesion; integrin complex; cell surface
Molecular function (GO): fibronectin binding; integrin binding; fibrinogen binding
Source: RefSeq, a predicted model, not a curated record
GUCUUCUCGGAGUGCACGCAUGCAGUCAGGAGGAUGGACGCGCUUUGGAUGUGCUUUUGGAUCCUUUUGGGAAUAACUGGAGUUUACGGUAGAGUCCAAUUUUGUCCAAACGUGUGCACCUCCAGGGGUGCGAGCACAUGUAAGCAGUGUCUGGCCGUGCACCCCAGCUGUGCAUGGUGCGUCCAAGAGGAAUUCGGUCACGGGGAGGCCAGCUCUUCCCGGUGCGACCGGAAAGCCAACCUGGUGGCUGCAGGCUGCGCUCCUCCGGCCGUGGAGUCUCCAAACAGCAGAAUGCAGGUGAUAGAGGACCGGCCCCUCAGCAAGAAGGCGGCGGGGGCCACGCAGGACGUGAACCAGAUCAAGCCCCAGAAACUCCACAUUACCCUCAGGCCUGACGACGCCAAGCGCUUUACUGUAAAGGUGCGCCAGGUGGAAGACUACCCCGUGGACCUUUACUACCUCAUGGACCUCUCCUACUCCAUGAAUGAUGAUCUCUACCGCUUGAGGACGCUGGGCAAGGGCCUGGCCGAAGCCAUGAACCGCACCACCAGCAACCUCCGCAUGGGCUUUGGAGCCUUUGUGGACAAGCCGAUCUCCCCUUACAUGUACAUCUCCCCCAAGGAGGCAGUCAAGAACCCUUGUUACAGCAUAAACACCACCUGCCGGCCACAGUUUGGUUACAAGCAUGUCUUGUCACUGACGGAUAAAGUGAGCCGCUUCACCGAGGAAGUGAGGAAGCAGAUGGUAUCCAGGAACCGGGACGCCCCCGAGGGAGGCUUCGACGCCAUCCUCCAGGCGGCCGUCUGCAAGGAGCAAAUCGGCUGGCGUCCCGGAGCGUCCCACCUCCUCAUCUUCACUUCAGACGCCAAGACGCACGUGGCGCUGGACGGCCGUCUCGCCGGGCUCGUGCAGCCCAACGACGGACGUUGCCACCUCAACCCGGCCGACCUGUACAGCAUGUCCACCAUCAUGGAUUACCCAUCCCUCGCUCUCAUCACAGAGAAGAUGUCAGAGAACAACAUCAAUCUCAUCUUUGCUGUCACCAACCCUGUGGUUUCUUUGUACCAGAACUACAGCGAGCUGAUUCCCGGCACCACUGUGGGAACACUGUCCAACGACUCUGGCAAUGUUAUUCAGCUCAUUUUGAAGGCCUACGCAAAAAUUCGCUCCAAAGUGGAGCUGGAGCUUCUGGGAGUCCCGGAGGAGCUGUCCCUCUCCUUCAACGCCACGUGCUUGAAUGGCGAAGUCAUCCCAGGCCUCAAGUCCUGCUCGGGACUCAAGAUCGGAGACACGGUGUCCUUCAGCGUGGAGGCCCGAGCACGAGCCUGCCCCAAACAGAAGAAGAAGAAGACCUUCAUCAUCAAGCCGGUGGGCUUUAAGGACUCGCUGUCCAUCACCGUCACCAUCGAGUGCGACUGCAAGUGCCAGAACAAGGCUCAGCCCAACAGCCCCAAGUGUCACCACGGCAACGGCACCUUUCAGUGUGGCAUCUGCAUGUGCCACCCGGGGCGCCUGGGCCCGCACUGCGAGUGCGCCGAGGGCGACUACGGGCCGGCCGACCAGGACCACUGCACGGAGCCCGGCGUGUUCGGCGUCUGCAGCGGGCGCGGGGACUGCGUGUGCGGCCAGUGCGUGUGCCACAGCAGCGACUUUGGCAAAGUGUGGGGGAAGCUCUGCGAGUGCGAUGACUUCAACUGCCUUCGCUACAAAGGCGAACUCUGCUCCGGCCAUGGCAUGUGCAACUGUGGCUUUUGCCAGUGCGCCCCCGACUGGCAGGGGGAGAACUGCAACUGCUCCACGCGCACCGACACAUGCAUGUCCCACCUGGGCUUGCUGUGCAGUGGGCGUGGCCAGUGUGUGUGCGGCACUUGUGAGUGCACCCAGCCCGGAGCCUACGGGGCCACCUGCGACAAAUGCCCCACCUGCCCUGACGCGUGCACCAUGAAAAAAGAAUGUGUGGAGUGUAAACAUUUCAAAAGAGGCCAGCUCUUUGAGGACAACACCUGCGCUCGCAUUUGCAAGGAUGAGAUUGUGCUCCUGGAAGAAUUAGUGCUUCAUGACACAAACGCAGUGAACUGCACCUACAAGGACGAGCACGACUGCGUGCAGCGUUUCCAGUACUACGAGGACGCCAGCGGCAAGGCCAUCUUGUUUGUCGUCAAGGAGCCAGACUGUCCCGAGGGUCCGGACGUUUUGGUGGUGCUGCUCUCUGUGGCGGGGGCCAUUUUGUUCCUGGGCUUGGCUACACUGCUCAUUUGGAAGCUGCUGAUCACCAUUCACGACAGGCGGGAGUUUGCCAAAUUUGAAGAAGAGCGCGCACGGGCCAAGUGGGACACGGGACACAAUCCUCUUUAUAAAGGGGCCACGUCUACCUUCACAAACAUCACAUACAGAGGAAAAGACUGACGCUGGCUGAAAACAUUCCAUGAAUGAAAUGGGAUUUCACUGUCGCAAGGCACAGAACCAUGUGCAGGUCUCUACUGUCACGAGGCGAUAAAUAAUGAGAAUUAUCAUUUUGUAAAUAUGUAGAAAUGACUGUGUGGCUCUUGAUCAGGGAUUCGUCACAAAAUGACCAUCUGUCU